UGGUUAGAAGACUAUGGAAAAUCCCAUAAAAUUUUAUCAUGGUUUACUAUGGAGGGGAUUUGCCAAUGGAUAAUUAUGAACUAUAGAGACGUUUCUUCCGAUGUUUUGGCAUGCCAAAAAAAAUGCGUGCUGAUUACAGCUGGAGAAGUCGUGACGUCAGCGCGGUGGAAUAGCAAUGAUUUUCGCUUACCGAAGGGCGGUUGUCUACAUUGAUUUGGCGAUCUUGUCCCGAACUCCAGCUGCGAGAUCUUUCGUGAAUGUUUCUCGAUUUGGAUUUCAUCGGGUCCGGUUGAUAACGGUUGAUAACACCAGAUGAUCUAUUUUGGGCGAAUUAGUUUGAUAUUUUACAGUAAAAGUUGAUUAAUUUCGGCUGUUGUAACUCACAGAGUUGCAAUCAAAGAAUUAGUGGCCAGAGGUCUGAAGCUUGACUUCAUUAAUUUUGAUGUUAAUUUGUCCUCGUUUUUCUAAGUUUUAUUCGUUGUUACUUGUGUCUUUGGCAACACUGAAAGCCAGAAUCUAGCUGACUCUAGCAAGCUGCUGCAAGUCAAACUCCGAGUUGCAGUGCUUGUGGUACCAUAUUGCCAUCGUUUUCGUGUUAUGUUGUAAUCACUGAAUCACAGAGCAGUAGAACAGAUUCCUGGAUAAGACCUUCAACAGAAAUCAAACCCCGCUCUGAUAGCUGGAAUUGCGCAUGUUGUUGUUAGGACUAGGUGCUGUAUUGUGAUUAACUCUUGAGCUUCGUGCGCCUUGUACCUUGUUGUUUGGACGUAAUCGCUUCACGCAAACUAUCCCAGUUGUUUGUUUGGCACCCUUCGACGGAAUUAUUUCUUGUGCAUCGGUUGUCCACGAUGCCUCCUCGAACUAACAGUAAGGAUGAGAGAUCUCCAAGGUCAAAGAAGGCGACGCGGCCGGAGGUGAUCGCAUGGGCAAGCAGAAUUCCGGAAACGCAAGAUGCCCAGGAUAUGGUGGAAACUUUCAGGCGCAGCAAUCUCGCUGCCAAGAUUUCUCCCGAGCAGGAGGCAGCUUCGUCGCGGAGCGUGGAAGCAACUAAACAGUUGUACGAUGAUGGACAGAUCCUGUGUCGUGCGUUACCCCAUGCCAAACAGUUAAUUAUUCCCACAGUCGCUCCUGGGAAAAUUGGUGAUUUUCUCAACGUGGGACGAUUUAUUGAAAUCAUGCAGUAUGUGUACGUGAGGGACAAACCCGGUGGUGACAGGAAAAAGCGGUGUUUUGAUUUAAAUUUUCUAAUCCAAGCUGUAACCAUACCAGAUGGAAAUAUCGGACUAUAUCUCUCCGUGCUGCACUGGUUUGUGCGAGCAUUUAAUGAACUUUCACAAAAGGAAUCUGACAAACUGAGGGUAGCAGAAUACGGUAUUGCACUAUCAUCGCAGUUGGACGAAGAGAACGAUGAGAUAUUGGCAUGUGAAAUUCUGCGGCAGUAUCUGAUUAAGGUUAAACCUAAUCAGAGAACAGCGUUUUCGGAAAAGAUGGAAAAUCUGCUCGAUCGCCUGAAAUUUAUCGAUAUUUCCGAAUGCUCUACUGAUGAUCGUGUCCGUCUUUUAAUUAAUGUCCAUCACACCCUCAUCGAGGACACUCUCUUCUUUAAUGUUUUUUCCGAAAAGAUUGGUCAAGCACGAAAUGAAAUUCGAACGGAGAAGCAGGGACUGGAAGCUUCGAUUGUGGAAAGAAAUCACUCUCUAAAAGAACUGGAAGAACGAUUGAAAGACACAGAACUGAGUGAGCCUGAUAAAGAAAAAAUAUCGGGUAAGUGAGAACCUGUGGGACUAUCAAUCCACAUUU
Paramacrobiotus metropolitanus is the source of this 1800-nucleotide messenger RNA. RefSeq lists its product as uncharacterized. The coding region runs from base 849 to 1772 and encodes 307 amino acids. The transcript has 9 exons. The record is from RefSeq and is a predicted model, not a curated record. Lineage: Eukaryota; Metazoa; Tardigrada; Eutardigrada; Parachela; Macrobiotidae.